This is a messenger RNA of Lactuca virosa, 1796 nucleotides long. The record is from the annotation of a GenBank genome assembly. Lineage: Eukaryota; Viridiplantae; Streptophyta; Magnoliopsida; Asterales; Asteraceae.
AUGAAACUGAGCAAUAUACGGCUUAAACCUAAUACAAGACACAACAACGCCUCCAUUUGUCUGAUUCUCUCCAUCGCCUACGCCGCAACAGCUACACCCGGAGACGUUCGACCAGCUACAGGUUUCGUUUUUUUUUUUUCCUUUGCAAUGAAGAAGAAGCUGCAAAAGGGGACACUAUCUACAGAUGACCUCAAAACCCUAAUCCACGAUCAUGCUCUUUUCUUUGACAAACUAGUUGAAUUAAUCCCUGCAAAAUUCUACCUUCCCGUUGAAGAAGAUUCAAAACCCUGGUUCCAAGGCCUGAGCAAAGGCAAAAAAGCCUCUCUCAAACAACAAACACGAGAUAACAUCAAGAAAUCCCGCCGAGAUCGCCUUGACCCUGAGAAAUCACAAACCACAACUCUAGACCUCCUCAAAAAAAGUAUUAGCAAGAAUGAAAACAGUAACAAGGAUUCUGAUGAUGAUGAUGAUGAUGAAGAAGAAGAAGAAGAAAUCGAAAUUAAAGUGAAGCCCAUUACAAAUUUCGAUGGUGAAACAAGUAACAAGUCUGUUACCUAUGAAGAGCUACGCCAGAGAUUGCAUUCUAAGCUUGAAAUGCUUAAAGCGAAUCGAGGGGAAGGGAAAAGAACAAUGAUGAUGAAUGAAAGGAGGGAAAGGGGUGAUUUUACAGACAAGAAACGGAAGAGGGAAGAUCAUGAUAAUGGUGGUAAGGGUAGUGGUAGUGGUGAUAAGGAUAAGGAUAAAGAUAAGUUUGAGGGUGAUUUUGAAUUUGGGAAAGUGAAAUUAGGAGAUGAAGAUGGGAGUAAGAAGAAGAAGGUGAAGAAGGGUUCAAAAGUACAGGAGUUGGAAAAGGCAAAGAAGUUGAAGGAAGCAAAGAAGGAAGAUGUUGUGGUGGCUACAAAGCAUUCAUGGAAGGCUGCAACUGAAAAGGCGAUGGGAGUGAAGGUUCAUGAUGAUCCAAAGCUUUUGAAGAAGAGUUUACAGAAGGAUAAGAAGAGGCGUGAGAAGAGUGCAGGUAAAUGGAAGGAGAGAGUUGAGACACAGGACAAGUUGAGUAAGGAGAAACAGUCAAAGAGGAGAGGGAAUAUUGAAGAGAGGGCUAACCAGAAGAAAGCUAGGAAGAUUGCCAAGAGGGAGAAGAAAUUGAUGAGGCCUGGAUUUGAAGGGAGAAAAGAAGGAUAUAUUGGUGAUAAAAGGGAUUAAAAGGGUACCAAAGAUUAAUCCUUUUUUUGAUGUUUUAUGUUGCUUAUUAUGAUGAUUAGUGUUGUUUGAACUAUGAAGAAUUGGCAUGAAAGAAAUUGCUUUUUUGGUGAGAAGAGGGACUGAAAGGUGCCCAUUUUUUAUAAUCCUUAAUUGGGAUGUUUCAUGUUGCCUCUUAUAAUUGAUUCAUCUUUCCUCUGCUUGAUGUUUCAUGUUGUUUUUUGUAAUGGGCUAAAUGCAAGAAACAGCUAUGUAUUUCUAUUUAUUCUUGUAUUAUACAAUCUUACUGUUCUUAUUGUUUUGUUACAGCCUUGUACCUCAAUUCUUUUCAUGUUAAGGCAAUCUACUUUGAGAAGUCUGGAAUUAUAGCAUUUUUUCUUUUUCUUAUCAAACAUUAUAUUUACAAAUAAUCUAUCCAGUUAUAGCAGUGAUAAAAUGCGUUGUAUUUAGACAGCAUUGAAAGUACAUUGUUAUUUUUUUCAUGUUUGAUCUUUUAUUAUUUGUCCAUGUUUUUCCUUGUUCAGCAAUGGCAUUUGGAUUUCAGUAAUGGGUUGUUUAUCAAUUGUUAUUGAUAUUGUUUGUAUUAAUUAUUAAAG